Molecule: messenger RNA, 408 nt
Organism: Candida dubliniensis CD36
Lineage: Eukaryota; Fungi; Ascomycota; Pichiomycetes; Serinales; Debaryomycetaceae
Exons: 1
Coding region: 1-408 (135 amino acids)
Source: RefSeq, a predicted model, not a curated record
AUGACUUUAACUAAAUACCAAAGAGGCGACCAUAUAGAUGGUUGGAACGAUUGCCCUGUACCUUUAGCUCAUAAAGAACCAGCACAACAUGGAAGCCUCCAACAAGAAAUAGACACACACAAGACGAUCGAUAUAAUACACAAACUAUUCAAAUGUAAUAUCGACUUGCCAGAACGUGAAUUAAGACAUUAUGAAACAAAAUUAGUCAGCAGUGUCGAGAAAAUGUCCAACACCAACAUCAAUUUCAUAUAUCAUAUUUGUGAAAGAAUUCUACAGUAUCAGAGCAUGGGUGGCUACUCGGAUGUGAGGAAUGAAUUGAAAAACGAAGUUGUUGAAUACAUGAUGGUGCAUAAAGGAGUUAGCACUUGGUGUUCACCAUUAAAGAAAAUAAUUACCAGCAUAAAUUAG